GAGAAAUAUAUAACUCGCAUAUGAGAAAUAAAGAAGUCAUCCAUUAAAACAAAACAAUCCUCAGUCAGUCAGUAGUCAGAAGUGUCGUUGUUCGUUUUCCGAAGUUUACGUCGAAUUCUGUCAUCCAAUUAUAAACAUUUUUAAACAGCUUCAACAAUGUCGGAACGUAAAGUACUUAACAAGUACUACCCCCCUGAUUUUGACCCCUCCAAGAUCCCCCGGAUGAAAUUGCCAAAAAACAGACAAUACACUGUACGUUUAAUGGCUCCGUGCAACAUGCGAUGCAAGACUUGUGGUGAAUACAUUUACAAAGGAAAGAAGUUCAAUGCACGCAAAGAGGAUGUGGAGGGUCAAGACUAUCUUGGCAUCCGCAUUUACCGCUUUUACAUAAAGUGCACUCGUUGCCUUCAAGAAAUCUCAUUCAAAACAGAUCCUCAAAACACUGACUAUGAAAUUGAAGCUGGUGCUACAAGAAAUUUCAUGGCUUUAAAAUUGGCUGAAGAACAGGCACAAAGAGAAGAAGAUGAAAGGAAAGAAGAAGAAGCAACUAAUCCCAUGAAGCUGUUAGAGAACCGAACUCAGCAGAGCAAGCAAGAAUUAGAACUGCUUGAAUCUCUUGAAGAGUUAAAAGACCUCAACAGAAGGCAGCAGUCUAUUGAUUAUGAUUCUAUGCUUAUAAAGUAUAAUGACAAAGAGGCACUCGCAAGAUUGAGACAGAGGCAAGAAGAGGAAGAUGAAAAAAUGGUCCAGUCAAUUUAUGGAGGCUCAAAUAAAGCUAAAAGAGUUAUAGAAGAGGAAAUUAUAGAGGAUGUUGACAAUUCAGAAGCAUUCCAAGGCUCAGCAAGUGAACCACCAAAGAAACAGCUCAAAACCUCUUCUACUGCAUCAAGUUCAAGUGCUGCCCCAGCAGUUAAAGAGAGGGUGAACAUUCCUUCUAAAGCAACACCAGCCAGUUGGAACAAAAGUGUAGGUUUGAUGAAGAACCACUCAGGUCUUGCAGGCCUUGUACGCAAAAAGGGAAGUGGCGCAACUUCUUUGGAAUCAGUCCCAGCCUCAGCUAGUGGCUUAACAAGUAUAAACUCCAAAAAGUCCUUAUCUGAUUCUUCAACAACUUCAACCUCUAUGCCCAAAGCGCCACUAGUAUCAAGUGGUCUAUCUCUGUUAGGUUCAUACUCUGGAAGUGAAAGCGAAAGCGACAAUUAAGUGGUAAUUGUCUUUUAAUCGCAUGCUUUGUUGGUAAGCGUUGUAAAUGCACAUUUAUGAAAAAUUAAAUAUACAGAUCACAUGUUAUCUUUAAUGUUACUUACACAUAAUAAAUCAGGUACAAGUCACAAAAUCAAUAACUUCAGAAUACUUGUCUGAAGAAAAGAUUUUUACCACCUCUAAUGCAUGUACUAUACUAAAUUAAGACUGCAAUAAAUAUCACAAUUAUAA
Molecule: messenger RNA, 1434 nt
Organism: Frankliniella occidentalis (western flower thrips)
Lineage: Eukaryota; Metazoa; Arthropoda; Insecta; Thysanoptera; Thripidae
Product: splicing factor YJU2
Exons: 2
Coding region: 157-1203 (348 amino acids)
Biological process (GO): mRNA splicing, via spliceosome
Cellular component (GO): U2-type catalytic step 1 spliceosome
Source: RefSeq, a predicted model, not a curated record